AUGGUAGGACCUGAAGGAGACCGACCUUGCGGUGUCUCGGACACAGAUGUGGUGGACAUUGACCUGCAUUUCGGCCGCCGGGGCGGCCGCAAGCUGCUGCAGACCACGACAGGCUGCCUGACGGCCGACAACCACUGCCUGUUCACGGCCUACGGCAUCAGCUUGGGGUUGGAUGAGAAGGGCUUGACGUUUGGAGGCGUGAAGGCGCCCUCCACCUAUUCCACCACCGGCUGGGCUACGCUGCUGCCCGGAGACAGCUUCGAGGUGUGUGUGGAGACCAACAACACGGACCCCGCGAUCUGGCUCUACGCCAAGGACCUGUCCAGCGAGGGCCCUUUCUGCCCGCCCACAGAGGGCGACGACAUGCCGGAAGGCUACGCGGACAGCGAGAAGUUCUGCCUGAACGGCCGGGAGCCGCACAUCGUGAUCAAGAACACGCGCCUGCCGACACCGUACAAGGACAACUUUACUGGCGUGGUGAGCACCACGUGCGCCGGACUGGGGUCUUGCUACGGCGAGGCCACGUUCUACGAGCUCAAACUGCCCAGCAAGUGGACCCUGCCGUGCCCAAGGGACUAG
Molecule: messenger RNA, 579 nt
Organism: Ostreobium quekettii
Lineage: Eukaryota; Viridiplantae; Chlorophyta; Ulvophyceae; Bryopsidales; Ostreobiaceae
Source: the annotation of a GenBank genome assembly